Messenger RNA from Sebastes umbrosus (honeycomb rockfish), 1054 nucleotides. RefSeq names its product cell wall integrity and stress response component 4. The record is from RefSeq and is a predicted model, not a curated record. Lineage: Eukaryota; Metazoa; Chordata; Actinopteri; Perciformes; Sebastidae. The coding region runs from base 58 to 972 and encodes 304 amino acids. The transcript has 4 exons.
CCAGCAGCCGCUCACACUGAGAUCUUUGUCACAAACUGUUGGACUUCCUGCAGAAAGAUGGAGACACUGCUCGCACUCUGGAUCGCUCUCGCCAUCACCGCCUCGGCGUCUUCCACUACGACCGUUCCCAAGACAACAAUCUCAUCAGUCACCAGCAGUCCAGAUGUUUCUACACACGCUGUUUCCAUGACAACAGAUCACACCAAUAGCUCGGCCACCUCUGACCCCAACAUAAACACCACAACUGGUCCCAACGUCACGCAGUCCAGUUCCAGUACCACCAGUAACACCACAACUGGUCCCAACGUCACGCAGUCCAGUUCCAGUACCACCAGUAACACCACAACUGGUCCCAACGUCACCGAGUCCAGUCCCAGUCUCACCAGUAACACCACAGCAGCAGCAACAGAUGGAUCCACCAAUGCGACAACCUCCGACAGAAACACAACAACCAUUACCAUGACAACCAACUCUCCAAACGGUUCUUCUGUAACCACGGAGACACCAAACACCGCCAACACCACACACACUGCGACGGUUUCCCCCGACAACAGCACUCAUGUCAGCUCUACAUCCACCUUGACGACGUCUAAUGUUACCAUAGCAACAACAAAUAGAACUACAACAGCCAGCAGCUCACCUGUUUCUGUUUCCCCGAGUAAACCAAUCACAUCGCAGAGCACGACCCCGUCCCCGGCCAGUGGCGGCGUACCGGGAUGGGGGAUCGCUCUGCUGGUCCUGGCUGCUCUGGUUCUGCUGCUGCUGCUCCUGCUGCUCAUCGGACUGCUGGUGUGGUGGUGCUGCUUUAAGGGGCGCCACAACGACACCGGUGCCUACGACCAUCUGACCCACAGAGAUGACAUCCCUCUGUACACCACGCACGGCCGCUUCGACGGGGCCAACGGGAAACGAUACGAAGACCUGGAUAAACCAAUGAAGAACCGGACGGGGACGUAUACGGUCAACCAAUAGUGACAGAGACGACGUCAACAAACAAUUUUACACACUCUUUCCAUUUUUUGUGUUUUUUAUUUGUAUUUCAUUUUAAUGAACA